GCUCGGCUCGCCACAAGCCGGCGGCGAUGGCCGAGUCAGGGCGACUCUCCCCUGGCGGGAGCCGCGAGCUGGGCAGAGCCCUUUCCGCCACCGAGCCUUCCCCGGCGCUCGAGACCGGGCAGGGCUGCAGGGCCGGGGCCGAAGUGCGGGUGCUGGUGGUCAACACGGGAGGGACCAUUGGGAUGAUGCCUCAGUCGGAGGGUCUUGCUCCUGAAGCUAACAAAUUAGCAGGGGCUCUGGCAAAGAUUCCAAUCCUUCAUGAUGUCACGUAUGCCAAGGAAACAAAACUGUAUGACCGCCUCGCGCUUGGAGAUGACACUUUGGUGCUUCCGCUGUCUAAGGAAAAUAAAAGAAUAAUCUACACCAUCAUGGAACUUUCCCCACUGCUGGAUUCCGCAAAUAUGACGCCAGCCGAUUGGGGCACGAUUGCAAAGUGCCUUCAGGCGAACUACGAACAGCAUGACGGCUUUGUGAUCCUUCACGGCACAGACACAAUGGCUUACACUGCCUCAGCAUUGUCGUUUAUGUGCGAGAAUCUAGGAAAAACCAUAAUCCUGACUGGGUCGCAGGUGCCCAUAUAUGAACUGAGGAACGACGGCCGGUCCAAUCUGCUGGUGUCCUUACUGAUCGCUGGACAGUUCGUCAUCCCGGAGGUGUGCCUGUACUUUUAUAAUAAAUUGUACAGGGGAAACCGGGUGACUAAGGUGGAUACCGAGAGUUUCAAAGCCUUUUCCUCACCUAACCUGCCUCCACUUGCAAAUGCUGAGGUUGAUAUUACAAUUAAUUGGGAAACAGUAUGGAGAUCAAACACCACCAAGAAGUUUGAGGUUCAUACCAACAUGAACAGCAACGUUGGGCUGCUGCGGAUCUUCCCUGGGAUCACCACUGCAGCGGUGAAGGCAUUUCUUCAGAGUCCAAUGGAGGGAGUUGUACUUGAGACCUACGGAAGCGGAAAUGCCCCCAAUAACCGUCCAGAUUUACUAGAGGAGUUGAAGCAGGCAACCGAUCGCAACGUAGUGAUACUGAAUUGCACCCAGUGCUUGCGAGGAUCUGUGUCUUUAGUCUACGCCACGGGAAAGACACUUCUAGAUGCAGGAGUAAUUCCAGGAGCAGAUAUGACACCCGAAGCCGCUCUUGCAAAGCUGUCCUACAUCCUGGGCAAGCCCCAACUUAGUUUGGCUGAGAAGAGAAAGAUGCUGAGUGAGAAUUUAAGAGGAGAGAGAACUGUUGUGCCCAUAGGAACUCGAAUCACUCUCAAAGACAGCAAAUUUAUUCAAGGGAUCGCCAAAUAUCUGUAUAUCAGCUGCAAGGAGGAGCUAGAGGCGAUUAGGGAUGCAUUGACUCCUGCUUUGGCCUGUGCAGCUGCGAAAACUGGCGAUUUGGAUGCCCUAAAAGCUUUACAGAAUUUGGGUGGCAACUUGAGCUCUGAGGAUUAUGAUGGGCGUACGCCUCUUCACAUUGCAUCCUGCGAGGGCAAUCUGGAGAUAGUAACCUACCUACUGGAGUCUGGAGCAACAGUAUAUGCAAAAGACCGAUUUGGAGCUACCCCACUGAUGAAUGCUAUCAGAUUCAGGUAUUAUAACAUCCUGGGGCUCGCAAGGUCUCCUGGGAAGUGUAGUUCCCAGCAGACCAUUUUCAGCCUGAAGGGAACAGCCUUGUGUAUUCUUGCUUUGAAGGGAGAUAUUGAUGGGCUGAGAGCGUGGCACCUGGCUGGCGUGGACCUGGAUCAGCAUAGUUAUGAUGGGAACACUCCGCUUCGUGUGGCCAAGAUUAUGGGACGUACAGAAGUUGCUGCAUUUUUAAAAUCUUUAACCAAAAAUGAUUUGCAGAAAUCUUCUGCGACUAGAGUAAUACUGAAGACACCAAACUGAUUUUUGCUGCUGUGGUUACAAUGACUGUAGUGAUGAUAUCUAUUUUACAUUAAACAAAGAACAAUCUUUUUGAAAUAAAUGUAUGUAAAGGAUCAAGCGGUACAGUAAAUUCUGCUCACGUAUCGAUCCACUGAAGCUGUUAGUCUUCAAAGUGUUUGUUUCAUUUCAGAAUAGUAUCAUUUAACACUGGUGUGACUUCUGGAAAUGUAUCUGGUGUUUGUAUAACCCUGAUCUAUGUAUGCUAGGAUAUUCGUGUCUGAUAAAAUUCUGUUCUCACAUUUGAUCUCCCAUUCCCGCAAAUGAUCACAGAUCUGAGCAAAUCUGAAAUAUGGAAAUGGAUUGGGAUUUUAAUAUUUCUUUAUUUUAAAGAAAUCGUGUGUUUGCACUGCUAUUGUUGUACUGUUGUCUAUGCCAAUAAAGGCUUGCAAAAAAUGUGUUUGCA
This is a messenger RNA of Sphaerodactylus townsendi, 2313 nucleotides long. It is a transcript of the gene ASPG, whose product is annotated as asparaginase. Gene Ontology annotation, molecular function: protein binding; asparaginase activity. Bases 27 to 1871 code for a protein of 614 amino acids. The transcript is spliced from 18 exons. Gene Ontology annotation, biological process: amino acid metabolic process. Lineage: Eukaryota; Metazoa; Chordata; Lepidosauria; Squamata; Sphaerodactylidae. The record is from RefSeq and is a predicted model, not a curated record.